GUCUCAAACCAUCGGGUGACCGCAGGCGCUGCGUGUCUGCACUCGAAAUUAGUAGUGGAUGAUGACCUUGAUUCAAACUUAGUGCCACGUGCCCCAUCCGCCUUGUCACCGUGAGGCUGAGUUCCUUUCCCUUUCCCUUUAGCUCCUUGCUCUCUUAAGUAGAGUACUCAAGUCAUUGUCGGUGAUCUCUGCUCAAUACCACCUGCUUUGUCGCAUGUAUCUGCCAGAACCCGUACCACGAAACGUCCAUGAAGAUAGGAGUCCCCCAUGCGCAUGAGCCCUGAGCGCUGAGCGUUCAUUUGUCUUUCUGCGCGAUUUGUCCACUAUCGUCCUCAUCGGCGGCGUUGCAGCCCGCCCAUAAUUAUUCUGGUGUACCCCAUCAGGUGGUCAACGUUCCGGGACCAUCGGAAUCUCCUCUCCGAGUUUGCCCGCAGCUUCUUUAUGACGGUAUUGCUUUCAUCAUAACUCAGCGUGAAUCACCUCAAGCAAGCACCCGCAGGCUUUCAAAAUGUCCAUGAUUGUCAGAACGCGUUUAUCCAGAGUCGAUUCAAGUCUUUUCAAGACCUCCGCCAGACAUUUUUCGUCAAGUACCUCCAGGUCGAAAGAGAGACUUGUGAUCCUCGGGUCAGGAUGGGGUGGUUAUGAAAUUCUUCGAGGGAUUGACAAGAAGCGGUGGGACGUAACCAUGGUCACACCGAAUAACUAUUUCAACUUCACGCCACUGCUUGCAGGUUGUGCUGUUGGAACCCUCGAGCUGCGUUGCGCUAUCGAGCCGGUCCGACGUUAUGCUACCCAGAUCACGUCCUACCAGGCGUGGUGCGAUGAAAUAGACUUCAGACAGAAACGACUUACUUGUGUUCCCGCGACGCCUCCCGUACCCUAUUCAUCCUCAUUUGAACCAUCGAGUAGCAAUACCCUCGCCCCUCGACCAGGUUCGACUGGCCAAUCAUUUACGAUGUCGUAUGACAAGCUUGUCGUUGCAGUCGGUGCCUACUCCCAAACCUUCGAUAUUCCUGGAGUUAAGGAGUAUGCUCACUUUCUGAAGGACGUCAAGGAUGCUCGAACGAUCCGAAGCAGAAUCCUUGAGUGCUUUGAGCAAGCUAACCAACCGAUGAUGUCUGACAUUGACCGUCGGAACGUCCUCCACUUUUGCGUUGUUGGGGGUGGCCCUACCGGUGUAGAAUUUGCUGCAGAACUGCACGACCUGCUUCACGCGGAAAUCAGGCAACACUAUCCAAAUCUUGCCAAAAUGACCAAGAUAAGCUUAUAUGACGUCGCACCUAAUAUCCUUGGAAUGUUCGACAGCCAGCUUGUACAAUAUGCAGAAAAGAAAUUUCGUAGGGACGGGGUUGAUCUCUUCACGAGUCACCAUGUAGAACGCGUCGAGAUGGGCAAACUUCACGUGAAGGAACAGGGCGAAGUCCCGUUCGGCUUGCUUGUAUGGUCAACAGGACUCGCACCCAACCCGUUGAUAAGCUCUAUCACUGACCUCAAGAAAACGCCGCGAAGCGUAUCCACCAACGAAUACUUGAACGUCAUCAAGGACGAUGGAAGUCCGGAUCCAGAUGUGUGGGCCAUAGGAGAUGCUGCCUCCAUUGAAGGGGAUCCCAUGCCUGCAACAGCUCAAGUUGCUAAUCAAAAAGCUGCGUACCUUGUGAAGAAGCUGAACAAAGUCGUUCGAGAUAAGGAAUAUACUCAACCCUUCAAAUUCAAUAAUAGAGGAAGUCUGGCAUACAUUGGAAAUUGGAAAGCUGUAUAUGAUCGGUCUGCGGUUGACAAAGACGGCCCUUUAAGCAAGGAAACAGGGAGGACGGCGUGGCUCAUAUGGCGCUCAGCCUACUUCACAAUGACGCUAAGUGCACGAAACAAAAUUCUUGUUCCUUUCUACUGGUUCCUCAAUUGGAUCUUUGGACGCGACCUUACCAGGUUCUAAAAGCCGUCGAAUGUUCAACGUCAUCUUGAAAAAAUACACAAAACCUUUCUCCCCAUCUGAGCACUGCUAUCCGUGCCUCACUAGACAUAACUUAGAACUCGAGAUAGUGUACAGUCUCUGACUACACGUCCUACGUAAUGAUACAAGAUUCACAAAAACCCGCGGAAACAUCCUACAGUAUCUUUCGUGACGGUGUAUCGACCGCCGUCGUCUACCUGGCUUUCAUUUAUCAUCCUCGCCCACGAAGGAUCGACACUUUCUGAUCUUUCAACCUCCCCGUCUCGAUUGAGACCUAUAUGUCCCAGAUGGGCGAAAGAGCUGCUCCUUGGUAGUGAAAUCAUUGUGGAGGUGAUUCUGGGUGUCCUUUCAGAAAUGGAGGCAGGCUUGUCUCUGGAUCGAAGACUCCUCAUUCUGGGGAACGUUGUCCACACCCUGACGGGUGCUGUCUGAGAUCGUGCUAAAACCCCUUGGUGGCGCUUGACGACCUCGCUGAACGCGUGGCUCUCUGCAUCGAUCUCAAAGAGAAAUCCCCAUAACCUGCUCUUGAAAAAGAAGGGAGGAAACUAUUCAGGAUCCGCGAUAUGAAACACACAGGCAGACAAAAAAAAAGUUUGUACUACCCUGCCAUUGAAUAUGUGGAAGAACGGCUUGUCCAUCGUAUAGGUGAGGUUAUCUGGGACAGGAAACAACCAGUUGAUCUUCCCCGAGAUGGGAUCCAGAAGACGGAACCAGUAACACUCUACAUCCAUGAUUCCGGUAUGCACAUCGCUCAAGUGAGCGCUCGAUCCUGAUCCAUCAGAAUCGGUCUCCCGAGGGUACUCUUCAUCCCUCCCAAAGAUGACCUUGCCCCUCUGGUGAAAGUACUGCCAUUCAGGGGUAUACGGUUGUGUGAGAGUAAGACGGAAGCGGUAGAACCGUUCAUCUGGGGCUUUGGGGACAAUAAUUGAGAGAACAUGUGGUUCAGUAUGGGGAACGGAAAGGAGGAGGGCUGGGCAACGCUUCGCGAAGAAAGGAUUAUUAUGAAGAGUUCAAUGCCUCAUGGAGACCAUGAGUCCUUACCAGCAAAAUAUGCCCGCAGGCGUUGAUCGCAGAAAAUGGGCUGCCAAAGGG
Molecule: messenger RNA, 3043 nt
Organism: Marasmius oreades (fairy-ring Marasmius)
Lineage: Eukaryota; Fungi; Basidiomycota; Agaricomycetes; Agaricales; Marasmiaceae
Exons: 19
Coding region: 509-1933 (474 amino acids)
Molecular function (GO): NADH dehydrogenase activity
Source: RefSeq, a predicted model, not a curated record